CGUCAGUUCCCGACCUCGCUGUGGAUCACACCCGCCUACGACUGGAGCCCCGUAUCCCUUCGUUGCGACAGUGCUCGCCCCCGCAGGUGAUAACCUGAAUCCCCGAGCCCGGCACCGGAGGGCGAGAUGAACGCGCUGGCCUCCCGAGUCGUCCAGAUCUGCGAUCGCUGGUGGCAACACGAACCGGCCCUCCUGCCCCCAGGGUGAGGUGCAGCCCCGAGUCGCCCAGACAGAUGGCCCCAGGCCAAGUGCCCCAUCAUUGUGCCUCCUGGAGGGAAACCUACCCCUUUUUCCUCCUGUCCCCACUGAUGGGCCUUCUCAGCAGGGCCUGGAGCCACCUGAGGGGCCCAGGACCUCCAGAACCCUGGCUGUUGGAAGCAGUAACCGAAGCCGAUCAGGGAGAAACUGGCCUGGGGGGAGAAGCCAAGACAUUUCCGGCCACCUGCCAUUCCCUCUGGGUCAGACACUUUCAAGGGGAGACUGGAGACAGUGGAGCAGCUGAGGAGGAUGGAGAAGCAUUUUGGGAGGCCUGCCAUGAUUUAAAAGCCAACCGUCCUCCUCUUAAAGCCUGGGAACUUUCAGAAGAUGAUGACGAAGAGUGUGGUGGGGACCAAGCAGCCAGUGUCCCUAAAGAGCAAGGAGGUGAAUUUAGAAAUGGCCAGCCUGCUCCCCUGUUCCCCAGCCAUCUAAGAACCCUGCAAGAACCUCGUGGAGAGGAGCCAUCUGUGGAAGGAGGAGCUGCUGAAGAUGAAAUGGUCACGUUCUUCUCUUUUUCUCCAUCACUCUGGGAGUGUGGUCCAGGGGAGGAGGAGGAAGAAGAAGCUGUACACAAAGAAGCUGCCAGAACACCUACUGCCCCUUUAUCUCUGGGAUCCAAGCCCAAAGCUCAGGUGUACUGUGCUGGAGAGGAAGGGGUUCAAGACAAAGAGGAAGAAAGAACAGAGAACAGAGAAGUCAGAAAGAGCCGUGUUUCCCCCUCAUCUUCAGGCUUUCACCCCUGGGCCUGGGAGUGGUGUUCAGGAGAGGACACAGAGGAAGAAGAUGAGGACAGUGAUACAGGACCAGCUGAGGAGGAGGGAGAAGCUGAGGAUCCCUGUUCCAUCCCAUCCACAAGUGCCCUCGUGAAGGCCUGGGUGUAUCGACCAGGAGAGGACACAGAGGAGGAAGAUGAAGACAGUGAUAUGGGACCAGCUGAGGAGGAGGGAGAAGCUGAGGAUCCCUGUUCCAUCCCAUCCACAAGUGCCCUCGUGAGGGCCUGGGUGUAUCGACCAGGAGAGGACACAGAGGAGGAAGAUGAAGACAGUGAUACAGGACCAGCUGAGGAGGAGGGAGAAGCUGAGGGUCCCUGUUCCAUCCCAUCCACAAGUGCCCUCGUGAGGGCCUGGGUGUAUCGACCAGGAGAGGACACAGAGGAGGAAGAUGAAGACAGUGAUACAGGACCAGCUGAGGAGGAGGGAGAAGCUGAGGGUCCCUGUUCCAUCCCAUCCACAAGUGCCCUCGUGAGGGCCUGGGUGUAUCGACCAGGAGAGGACACAGAGGAGGAAGAUGAAGACAGUGAUACGGGACCAGCUGAGGAGGAGGGAGAAGCUGAGGCCACAGAUACGUUCUCAAGGGCCUGGGUAUAUAGACCAGAAGAGGACACAGAGCAGGAAGAGGAUUCAGAAGCAGCUCACUCUGAGCCAAGUCCCUCCCUUCAAGCUCAGAGCGCCCUCCACAGGGGCUGGAUAUACCGGCCUAGAGAGGAGGACACGGGGGCAGGGGCAGUUGCUGAGGAGCGGGGAGAAGCUGAGCCCUGCCCCUUCCGAGUGGCCAUCUAUUUACCUGGAGAGAAGCUGCCACCUCCGUGGGCUCGUCCUCAGCUGCCCCUCCGACUGCGGAGGCGACUCAAGCCCAUAGAAACCCCCACCCGGCAUCCAGACCCUGAGACGCCCCUACAGUCGCGAAAGGUUCGCUUCUCUGAGAAGGUCUCUGUCCAUCUCCUGGCUGUCUGGGCAGGACCGGCCCAGGCCGCCCGCCGGGGACCCUGGGAGCAGCUCGCCCGGGAUCGCAGUCGCUUCGCCCGGCGGAUUGCCCAGGCCCAGGAGCAGCUGGGCCCCUGUCUCACCCCUGCCGCCCGGGCCAGGGCCUGGGCCCGCUGUGGGAAUCCUACUUCCCUUCUGGCCGCCACACCUGCUGUCCCCCAGAUCUCACCACUGUCCUCCAUCCAGGCCACACCCUUGAGCCAAGUUGGGGCAUCUCCCCCCACUCCUGUGUCCCCAUCUCCUUGCCUGGACCUCAGUGGGAGGCGUGGCUAAGAUCACGGAGUUCUGUGUUUCUACUAGUUAUUUAUUUUUGUGUGUCGUUUUAUGAUAAGAAAUAAAACUUGCUGAUUUGUAACAA
Messenger RNA from Lutra lutra (Eurasian river otter), 2379 nucleotides. RefSeq names its product protein phosphatase 1 regulatory subunit 15A (gene PPP1R15A). NCBI's taxonomy places the organism in Eukaryota, Metazoa, Chordata, Mammalia, Carnivora, Mustelidae. The coding region runs from base 234 to 2294 and encodes 686 amino acids. Gene Ontology annotation, cellular component: endoplasmic reticulum; protein phosphatase type 1 complex. The record is from RefSeq and is a predicted model, not a curated record. The transcript has 3 exons. Gene Ontology annotation, molecular function: protein phosphatase regulator activity. Gene Ontology annotation, biological process: response to endoplasmic reticulum stress.